AUGCUCAAGGUUCACGUAACAUAACGCGACACUUCCAAGCACCUGUAAAGACUGAAAUUCACUUAUGAUUGUGUGCAACCUUUUAAUUAAUUAAAAUAAUUGAACUCUAUGUGAUUAAUGUGGAUAAUACACUAAUUAUUUAAGGGUGUCGCCUGAGUUACGGCAAAACAUGUUAAUUCUUCAAAACACAGAGAGCAGAUAAAUGGAGGGACCAUCUGCUUUGGCGUCUGUAGAAAUAACUCACUCAGUUAAAGAACGUGUAAUAUCUGAAAACAGCCUGAUAAUUCUGCUUCAGGGGCUACAUGGUUGUUCCACUACUGUUGAUCUUCGAGAUGAAAGUAUGGUCCAGGGUAGAAUCAUCAAUGUGGAUGCUUUUAUGAAUAUCCGCCUAACUGAGGCAACAUAUACAGAUAGACGAGGCCAAGUCACCAAGAUGGAGAACUUUUUUGUAACUGGUAGAAGUGUCCGAUACGUUCACAUUCCUGAUGAAGUGAAUAUUAUAGAAACAAUUGAAAAUCAGCUGCAGAAAAUCCAUCGUAUUCGUAACUUUAGAAGUAAGGGCCGGAAGGAAUUUCCUACAAGAAAGUACAAAUAAAUGCUGAAAAUCAUUACAUUUGAUGUAACGUUUUGGAAUUAGAUAUGAAUAACUCAUACAAACUGUAGUGCCUCAGUUCAUGUUAACUAUCUUUGCCUUUUCUGCAUUGGAGUAUUAUUUACAGGUUAUGGCUCUUGUGCUUGUGUUCUUUGCUGAAAAUAUUUAAAUAAAAUACAUCUGUUUUUGUGUAUUAA
This is a messenger RNA of Protopterus annectens (West African lungfish), 789 nucleotides long. RefSeq names its product LSM10, U7 small nuclear RNA associated (gene LSM10). Gene Ontology annotation, biological process: mRNA 3'-end processing by stem-loop binding and cleavage. Gene Ontology annotation, cellular component: cytoplasmic U snRNP body; nuclear body. The record is from RefSeq and is a predicted model, not a curated record. Gene Ontology annotation, molecular function: U7 snRNA binding; histone pre-mRNA DCP binding. Bases 203 to 595 code for a protein of 130 amino acids. The transcript has 2 exons. NCBI's taxonomy places the organism in Eukaryota, Metazoa, Chordata, Ceratodontiformes, Protopteridae.